Molecule: messenger RNA, 2424 nt
Organism: Trichophyton rubrum CBS 118892
Lineage: Eukaryota; Fungi; Ascomycota; Eurotiomycetes; Onygenales; Arthrodermataceae
Exons: 6
Coding region: 582-1634 (350 amino acids)
Source: RefSeq, a predicted model, not a curated record
GUUUGAUGCCCAACUGCCUUGCCCAGUGACGUUAUUUCAUAUCUAACCGGGUUAUUGCCUGAGAAUCCCUGCUUUGCGAGUCGGGUUGCUGGGAUAUAAUUCUCUAACUUUUGGUAGUUACCUGGUGAGUCCAGCUCAACCUCGCUGCACACGACCAGCCUGUCAGGCAGCAACAGAACAAGCAGAAGACGAAGCUGAAGAGGCAACAGAGUAUUAGAUCAAGGCCAGACUCCAGAUAACUAUUAGCUAUUGUCAAAACCGGCGUCGUAGUGAGUCCUGCCUACGUACGGAGUACUUUGGGGGGAGAAAAAGACCAGAAUCCUAGUAUUACAUCACAUGCUCCGAAACAUCGACCUCUGGGAUGUUUUUUUUUUUUUUCUUUGCUUUUCUUGCUUCACUUCUAACGACCAACAUACACACAAGAAACAGCAGACAGACAACCAACGACCGGAACAGCCGCUUCUUGCAUCGAGAACUGUUGCUGGCCUCUGGCUAUUAUCGAAGCUGCCUAUUGCUAAACUCCUGGCUGGUGAUUUACACAGCUUGACGAACAGGUCGCAGGCCUACGCAAUCUAUACAAAAUGGCCACCACCAACGGGGCUCACCACCCGCACUCGAACGGAACGACUAAGCCUACUUCCAAUGGCACCCCUUCCUCCCCUUCUCCUCUUCCGCAGGCGUCCCAGCCUUUGACUCAUUAUCACUCAAAAUUAUACAGCCUCUUGAGCUGGGAACGGCCAAGCGCAACCGCUAGCUCCUUUGCUACCGUUGUCCUCUUUAUAGUUGCAAGCAGGUAUCUGCCUCUUAUCAGAUGGACAUUGAAGUUCCUCUAUCUCGCUCUAGGAGUAACUGCUUCGGCUGAGAUUGGUGGCCAUUUUCUGUUCUCCCGUGGGCUUACCAGUUCCUCGCGUCCUCGGAAGUACUACACCAUUCCUAAGGACACCAUGGACAGCUUCUUGGAGGACCUUGAGAACUUGGUCGAAUUCUUCCUCAUCGAAUUCCAGCGGAUCCUCUUCGUUGAAAACCUCAGCUACACUGUUUCCGCAUUCGUUACCGCCUUGGUUUCAUACUGGCUGGUAAUGUUUCUACCCCUGUGGGGCCUGGCUUUGAUUGCUACCUGCGUCGCCUACUUGGCCCCGCUGGUUUAUAUCACCAACAAGGAAUUUAUCGACAGUCAGCUUGGAAAUGCACAGGAAAUUAUGGCCAACCAAGCUUCCCAUGUAAAAGAGAUGGCUGAAACUCAAACCGCACAAGCCACCCACAUUGUCAAGCAGUAUGUCGGAGAGUAUCGAGCCAAGGCCAACGGUUACAUUGGAUCCGCCAAUGGUGCAGUUUCAAACGUCACUGCACCUAAGGCUGAGCCUGAGCCCACCCCUAAGGCCGCCCAGGAACCUUCCCAGGAACCAGCUCAGGCACCAGCUCAGAAGACCGUCGAGGAGAUCGUCGAGGAAAAUUUCCGCCAAUCUUCUGCUCCUGAAGCUGCUCUCGAAUCUCUCCCAGAUAUCCCAAAGACAGAGGAACUCCCUGAUCUGCAACAAGUCGCCCAUGCAGAUUUCCCCGAGGCCCCUACUGGCGAACCUUCUGGUGAAGUAAAGGAAGCCGACAAGGUACCCGAAUUGGUCCAGAUCUCCUAAGCCAAGGUCUUUCCCUUCUUAUGUUUCUCAACAGGCUGUGCCUUAGCGAAACGCCGUCUGCCGUGACAGAUUUACCCUAUCUUACUAGCCGCAUCGGCUAGACUACUAUAAAAAGUCCUUCCAUUACAUUCUACCUUUUUACACCCUUGCUCCUUGUGUUUGGACUGGCUGGUUACUCUACCUAACUAUUGGACCGAUCCCUGAGCAACCAACUCUAUUCAUUACCCACUUUAAUUUUCACCUUGUCAAACAUUACCCACUUCUACCUCUGCUUCCCUAAGUGUUUAAGUAUUUGUUUCCUUUACUUCGUUCAUUUUCUAGUUCUUCUUUGUUCUCCCAUUGCCAAAAUUCCAUUUCAUAUUGAUUCUCUCCCUCUACAAGUUGUCAAAACUGAACCUCUGCCUUUUCUUUUUUUCUGUUUACUUUCUUGUACUAACUUAUCUUCAAUUUUCUUCUUAACCCAAAUUAUUAAUGAGUGAGUAUAGUUAGUUAAAAGUAUGUGGGUGAAAUGAAUCAAAAUCCUUCUUAACUACCCCAGAAGUAAAUUCUGUAGACUUGAGUAAAUGAUUCUAUUUUGAAGGUGAACUUCAUUAAUGAUUAUCUACAAGAACCCAAAGGCAUAGUUACCCAGUACUGCAAUAUGGAUUAGAAGAGGAUAGUUAUUUUGAUGGAAAGCGAAGUGACAAAAUAUGAACCAAAUAAUUAGUUGAAUAAAAUGACGAGUCCAAAUUAUGGGCAAACAAUCGAUCUCAUGGAAGAAGAUACGCCCGCCCUCCACCAUUUAAAUUUU